Oreochromis aureus is the source of this 3701-nucleotide messenger RNA. RefSeq names its product ligase III, DNA, ATP-dependent (gene lig3). Gene Ontology annotation, cellular component: DNA ligase III-XRCC1 complex. The transcript has 21 exons. The coding region runs from base 150 to 3188 and encodes 1012 amino acids. Gene Ontology annotation, biological process: mitochondrial DNA repair; double-strand break repair via alternative nonhomologous end joining; DNA recombination. Gene Ontology annotation, molecular function: ATP binding; zinc ion binding; DNA ligase (ATP) activity. Lineage: Eukaryota; Metazoa; Chordata; Actinopteri; Cichliformes; Cichlidae. The record is from RefSeq and is a predicted model, not a curated record.
AGUGUUUUGCAUAUUUAAAUUACAAUGACGCUGACUUAACGUCGCUGGGCUGUUGGCUAACAACAAUGAGGAUUGCUAGCAGUUUAAAGCGUCCUAUUACAGUUUACUUGGCUUCUCUAAGGUUCUGAACUGUUCAUCAUUGCAACUUAAUGCAGAAAACUCUCAUUUUAUUGCUUCAGAAGACUAUCCGCGUAGUCCUAAAUCCCCCUGGAAAACUUGUUAGAUGUCAGAAAUACUUCAGGUUGUGUAGGGCCUUUUCUGUCUAUUCAUGUGCUGAGCGUCUACCUUUGUCUUUUCAUGAGUUACAUUUUACAAGGAAAAUCUCUGCGUUUUCCUCAGUAUCCCCAAAGCACAGUCUUCUCCCAAACUAUCCUCCCUGGUUUUUCCUGCAUCGAAGUUUCUCCAAUCAGCCGGAUAUGGCAGAUCAGAGGUUUCUCGUUGAAUACGCCAAACGUGGCACAGCAGGAUGUAAGAAAUGCAAGGACAAAAUCCAGAAGGGAAUAGUGCGCAUAGGCAAAAUUGUGCCAAACCCUUUCAGUGAGUCUGCAGGGGAGAUGAAAGAGUGGUACCAUGUGAAGUGUAUAUUCGAAAAGCUGGAAAGAGCCAGAGCCACCACGAAGAAGAUCGAGGACAUCACCGACCUGGAGGGCUGGGAGGAAUUACAGGACGACGACAAGGAGAUUAUAAAUAAACACGUUUCAGACCUGAUGGCCAAAGUUAAUGCAAGUCCAAAAAAGAAGGUGCAGGCCAAGUUGAACACCACCGGUCAGCUGAUGGCUCCUCCUGCUGACCCAUCUGUCAAUGCGCCAAGGAAGUUUUCAGGCUUCACUGCAACAAAGGCUGGCAGUUCCAGCAGCAGCCCUGGGCCAUCCUCUUCCCCUGCCAAAGCCAGCCAAGGCAGCGCGCUGUCCACCCAGCUCUGUGACCCCCAGCACAAAGACUGCCUCUUCAGAGAGUUUCGCAAGCUCUGUGCCAUGGUGGCCGAAAACAACAGCUACAAUACAAAGACGCAGAUUAUUGAAAAGUUCCUCAGGAAGGGCACAAGUGGAGAUAAGUUCCACGGCGAUCUUUACCUGACUGUGAAAUUGCUCCUGCCGGGUGUUGUGAAAAGCGUCUACAACCUCAAUGACAAGCAGAUUGUAAAACUCUUCAGCCGCAUAUUCAGGAGCAACCAGGAUGACAUGGUGCGCGAUCUGGAGCAGGGUGACGUGUCUGAGACGGUGAGGAUGUUCUUUGAGGAGAGUAAAUCAUUUCCCCCGGCUGCCAAAAGUCUCCUUACCAUCCAGGAAGUGGACGCAUCCCUGACCCGACUUUCCCAGCUGACGAAGGAGGAUGAGCAGCAGAACGAGCUGGAGGAUAUUGCCAAAAAAUGCACCAGUAAUGACCUGAAAUGCAUCGUUCGCCUAAUUAAGCACGAUUUGAAGAUGAACGCUGGUGCAAAACACGUCUUGGAUGCAGUGGAUCCAAACGCUUACGAUGCCUUCAAGGCCUCGCGUAAUCUGGGGGACGUGAUUGAAAGGGUGUUAAGGAAUCAGCAGGAGGCGUCCAAUGGUUCAGGACCAAAGAAACUCCUCACUAUCGAGGCCUCACUUAUGACCCCCGUCCAGCCCAUGUUGGCGGAGGCGUGUAAAUCCAUCGAGUACGCCAUGAAGAAAUGCCCCAACGGGAUGUACUCGGAGAUCAAGUACGAUGGCGAGCGCGUGCAGGUCCACAAGAACGGAGACAACUUCAGCUACUUCAGUCGCAGCCUCAAACCAGUGCUGCCUCACAAAGUGGCCCAUUUCAAAGAAUACAUCCCUCAGGCUUUUCCUGGUGGCCACAGCAUGAUACUGGAUGCUGAAGUCCUCCUAAUUGACACAAAGACCAGUAAACCCCUGCCCUUCGGGACCUUGGGUGUACACAAGAAAGCAGCCUUUCAAGACGCCAACGUGUGCCUUUUUGUUUUCGACUGUAUCUACUUCAAUGGUGUGAGUCUCAUGGAGAGGCCUCUGUGUGAACGCAGGAAGUUCCUGCAUGACAACAUGGUUGAAGUCCCCAACAGGAUCCUGUUCUCAGAGAUGAAGCACGUCACUAGAGCAGGGGAUCUGGCUGAUAUGAUAACUCGUGUCAUCAGGGAGGGACUUGAAGGUCUGGUGCUAAAAGACGUAAAGAGCACCUAUGAGCCAGGGAAGCGCCACUGGCUGAAAGUAAAGAAGGACUAUUUGAAUGAAGGGGCGAUGGCGGACACAGCUGACCUGGUGGUGCUGGGAGCCUUCUACGGGAAAGGCUCAAACGGGGGCAUCAUGUCCAGUUUUCUAAUGGGCUGUUACGACCCAGACUCCAAGAAAUGGUGCACAGUCACCAAGUGCUCCGGAGGCUACGAUGACGCCAUGUUGGCCAGGCUCCAGAAAGAGCUGGAUGUGAUCAAAAUCAGCAAGGACCCAAGCAAAAUCCCUAGCUGGUUGAAAAUCAUCAAGAACUAUUAUCCAGAUUUCAUUAUCCGCGAUCCUGAGAACGCACCUGUGUGGGAGAUCACAGGCGCGGAGUUUUCCAAAUCGGAAAUGCACACCGCUGAUGGCAUCUCCAUCCGCUUCCCCCGCAUGACGCGAAUCCGCGAUGACAAGGACUGGAAGAGCGCCACCAACUUGCACCAGCUUAAAGAGCUGUACCGCAUAUCGAAGGAGAACAGCGACUUCAAAGUGACAGCGGGUCCGUCUACGUCCAACGAUGACAAGGGCUCAUCGGGGGGGGACAGCGGAGGAAGCUCGCCAUCAUCCUCCUCCAACAAAGGUGCUCCGCCCAAGAAGACGAGCAGCAGCACUCCACCCAAAGCCAAGGCGGUGAAAUCCCAGCCUCGCACUCCCAGCUCAGACGCACCCAGUGCUAAGAAGGUAAAGAAGAGUGAGAGUGUUCACAGCAACGGACAAACUAAAGCAAAAGCUACCUCACAAAAACUGGAGCCAAGGAAUGACAAGACGCUGCUGGACAUCUUCAGCGGCGUGAAGCUCUUCCUGCCCGACUCGGUGCAGGACUUUGACAAGCUGAGGCGAUACUUCGUGGCGUACGACGGGGACCUCGUGCCAGAUUACGACGCCGCCUCCGCCACGCACACUCUGGCCGAACCCGAAGAACAGAGCCAGGCUCAGAAAGUGACCCCCAGCUGGAUCUGGGAAUGUAUCCGCAAGAGGCGUGUCGUAGCUCCCUGUUAAUAAAAGAAGAGGAGGAAACUACAUUUUUAUACACUGCAUUCACCCAGCCAUGAACUGGGUCAGAGGGCAGCUCUAAGUUUGGGGAUGUUACCGUGACACCAGGGACUGUCUAUGUUUUCAAAUGCCACUGCUCUCAGGUCAUUUUAAUUUAUUCUUUUUGAACCUUUCUGCAUUCUGCUCAUGCGGACCAACAGAUGCAACACACAGUACACAUUUAGGUUGGAGGUAGAGUGCUAGAUUAGUCUAUGAUUAUAUGAGGUGUAGAAUAUUUUGUAACAAUGUAGAAUAUAGCCUCUAAAUCAUGAGUAACGUACAGUUUGACACGGAUUUUACACACAAAUCUAGAAUAUGAACCAGUUUUGUUUUUUUAGAUAAGCAUCAAGCAAUACUUUCUACUGCCUGAAGAACACUCUGAUAUUAAAGCUCAGCUCCUGCACUGAACACAAACAAAUCUGUCUGCCAUUAGGAAUAAACAAACCUGACAAAGACAAUAAAAAUGUCCCUGUAACAUCA